Messenger RNA from Gasterosteus aculeatus aculeatus (three-spined stickleback), 2114 nucleotides. NCBI's taxonomy places the organism in Eukaryota, Metazoa, Chordata, Actinopteri, Perciformes, Gasterosteidae. The record is from RefSeq and is a predicted model, not a curated record.
CAAGCUUCUUUCUCGUCAGACUUUCAGGAUGUGCUGAUGAAUGUGUGACUUCAUGUGACCUUGUAUUACUGGAUGUGGCCUUGUGUGACCUCAUGUGAUUGUGCCUCUGCAGGUCCUGCAUCUUCUACCGAGCGUGCAUGGACAUCCCCCGAGGCACCGAGCUGCUGGUCUGGUACAACGACUCCUACACCUCCUUCUUCGGCAUCCCGCUGCAGUGCGUCGCCCAGGACGAGAACUUAAAUGUCCCAAACACAGUAGUGGAAGCGAUGACCCGGCAGGAGUCCCUUCAGUCCUUCAGCAAGAACGGAAAACCCUCCUCCUCCUCGUCCACCUCCUCCUCCACCCCCGCCACCACCCUCAUGCGCUCCAUGGUCUUCCCCCACUCCCCCUGCCCGAGGAACUUCUCCCUCUUGGACAAGGUGGGGAUCGGGGUUCAGUCGGACGUCAGUUACGGACAGUUGGGGUCGAAGAACCAGCGUGUUCUGGCGAGCCCGACCUCCACCAGCCAGCUCAGCAGUGACUUCAGCGACUGGCACCUGUGGAAGUGUGGCCAGUGCUUCAAGACCUUCACCCAGAGGAUCCUGCUGCAGAUGCACGUCUGUCCGCAGAAUCCGGACAGACCGUACCAGUGUGGCCACUGCUCCCAGUCCUUCUCCCAGCCCUCGGACCUGAGGAACCACGUGGUGACGCACUCCAGCGACCGGCCCUUCAAGUGCGGUUACUGCGGCCGGGCCUUCGCCGGCGCCACCACGCUCAACAACCACAUCCGCACGCACACCGGGGAGAAGCCCUUCAAGUGCGAGCGCUGCGACCGCAGCUUCACACAGGCCACUCAGCUCAGCCGCCACCAGCGACUCCCCAACGAGUGUAAACCCGUGAACGAGAGCAGCGAGUCCAUCGAGGUGGACUAACCCCCCCCGACGCCGCCCCCCCCUCCGACCCCCCCACCAGCUGACGGACACGCGUUCACCUCGAGGCGGCUACAUUGUGACGCUUCUUUUCUUGUUCUUCUCGGCCUUCCCCACUUCCCCAGACCCCCCCGGCCCCCCCCCGCAUUGUUUUAACGGACCGACGGAUGGAUCCGUGUCUCUGUAACGCGUCCGUAACGGAAACGGAGAGAAGUCGAUGCUCCUGGAUGCAGUUUGUGUGAUUUAAACAGCCGGGGGGGCACGUGUAUUAUCUCUGCACAAACACCGGGUACUAUCUAAGUACUUUCUACUGGGUACCUCCAGGUAUAGACGUGGUACUUUUACCUCCACUACACCUCAGACACCAGUUUGUGUUCCUCAUUGAGCCAAAACACGUUUUCCCCUGAAGGCCUCGUGUUGAAUAAACAGCUCCUCCUCAACCUGCCAAUUAUUAUAUGUCUUAAUAUUAAUGUCAAUAUUUUAUGUUGAAAAAUGUCCAUAUGAAAACUAGGAGAUCGUCUGCAUAGAAACACAUUGUGUUGAUGUUUGUCGCCUGGCAACCAGAAAAUAGAAGAUGUACCGAAGACGCAUCGUCAUUAUUGACGAACUUUGUCUUCACAUUUAGUCGCCUGAGUGAAAACGUCGGGACUUUAAACAGACUUUAUGACUUUAAAGGACUUUAAGCGACACUUUCAUCAAACCAAAGAUCCAGAUGAACUCUCAGAGCGAUGCAGAUUUCUUCCUUUGGGGGGACAAGGAUAUUUAUUGGAGACUUUUUGGGGGUAGUGGGGGGUCUGGUAAGGUUGCCCCUCCGAAGAAAAAAUACCAAAAAGAGUGCGACCUUUUGUCUUCUUUUGUUGUUUUUAUUUCUUUCUUGCGACAGCGAUGCCAAAGGAGGGACGGAGACCAAAGCCAGAGGACACGAGGGACAAGGCGGACGUCCCGGGACGAAACAGGUUUACAAAAUAAAAUGACACCACAGAGGAUGUAUUGUACAGAAAAUAAAAAAUAAAAAUACCAAAGGAGGGAAAACCAACAUAAAUUAUAUUUAUCUUCUGGCACUUUGGUUUUAAAGUCAUGUCAUAUUUUGGUGUUGAUGGAUGUAAAGACGGUGGAGAAAAGGGAGAUUUCUUAUAGAAAUAAUCCUCCAGUUGUCAGCUAUGAAGUUUACACACAGCAUGUGUUUAAAAUGUACUCUUGGUUCAA